Messenger RNA from Gossypium arboreum, 636 nucleotides. RefSeq lists its product as uncharacterized. NCBI's taxonomy places the organism in Eukaryota, Viridiplantae, Streptophyta, Magnoliopsida, Malvales, Malvaceae. The transcript has a single exon. Bases 101 to 457 code for a protein of 118 amino acids. The record is from RefSeq and is a predicted model, not a curated record.
CACCCAAACCCUCAACUUUAAUCCCAUAACCACUCCUCUUCUUUUUUUUCUUCGGCAACUUCAAGGCUUUUGAUCAUAAAUUAUUUUACCAACUAAAUUCAUGGUCAUGGCAACCACUACCUCUACUACCACUAACUGCUCACAUUUCUUCAAUCUCCGAUCAAACGACGACGAACCCAAGCUGGUCCGUCCGUCACCACCCACCGCUCACGGCUCACCAGCUGCUUCUGGGUCUGGGUGUGGAAAGCUCGACGGUGUCAUCAUGUGGUUCGUCAAUGGCGUGGCGACUGUAUUCUUUGCAUCGUUAGAACGGUGUUCUUGCGUCCGUAUAACCACGGCAGAUGACGGCGAGGACGCGAAUGACGUGCCGUUGAUUCACGGUGACGGAAACGUCAGGCUUGACGCUGGAACCACGAGGAGGAGGACUGCAGGGAAAGCACCGUUUCUUCAAGACUAAGGGGUUUUAAGAAAUAUAUUUCGUUUGUUACUUAAUUUGGUAAGUUAAAUAUGAUGAUGGAGUUGCUCUUGCAUUUGUGAAUGUUUUAGUGGGAUUAUAUUGUUGUUUGGAAGUAUAUUUUUACUUUUGUUCUUUAUGAAUAUGAAAUUGAAAAAUAAAUUAGUUUUUUUUAUUUAAAA